AUGGAGCAGAUUCUUAAACAACAUAUCCUGAAAGGAGAUAACUUAACCCGAAGUGAAAGGACAUCACUGCAAGAUUUAAAGGAAGACAACAGUAUUACCAUCAGACCUGCUGACAAAGGAGGAGCAAUCGUGAUUCAAGAUUACACUGAUUACAGAACAGAAAUUUUGGGCCAACUUUCUGACACUAAGACAUACCAGCCAAUUACCUAUGACCCAAUUUCCACAAUUUUGGAAAAAUUAAGAGCUUUGGUAAAACGGGGAGCAGAAGCAGGAUGGACAGAUGAAUACACAGCAACUUUUUUGAUCAAUGAGAAUCCUAAGAUACCCAUCCUGUACAUGUUGCCAAAGGUCCACAAGGAUCCGGCCAAUCCACCCGACAGGCCGAUUGUCUUAGCCUGA
This is a messenger RNA of Pelobates cultripes (western spadefoot toad), 399 nucleotides long. The record is from the annotation of a GenBank genome assembly. Lineage: Eukaryota; Metazoa; Chordata; Amphibia; Anura; Pelobatidae.